AGAAAAACGUGAGAUCGAGAAGCAAAAUAUCAGUGCAACGGAUAAACCGUGUUCUACGAGCAUAAAAUGCCCGCUGCUUCGUCAAAACCCGCGCCCCAAACCACCCCUUUGGAGGGGCAAGACACUGCCAAAUAUCUAUUUGGGGUGGUCGAAAAGAAGAUCAGGAAUUUAGAGAAGAGAAAGACCAAACUCGAUGGCUACCGGGAGUUGGUAACGAGUGGGAAGGUUCUUAACAAGGACCAAGAGGAGGCUGUGUCACACUUUGAGGAAGUUGGUGCGUCGCUGGAGUUUGCUAAAGAGCUCUCCAAGCAGUUCACCACCAUCCUCAGUGAGGCAAACAAGGUGCAGAAGAGAGAAGCAAAACGUGGGAAACAGCAGAAACAUGAGCAAGAAGUUGGCAGGAUAUCGGAAGUUCUCUUACUGCAGAACGUCCUCUUUCAUAUGGGCCAAGACCAUGUGAGGGCGGACUUUCUCGCUGGGACGAAUGGUGCUUUGCACCUUCAAGAAGAAGAGCUAUCCCAUCUAGACGAGUUCUUCAAACUGGUCAGUCCAUCAAGAGAGGGAGAUGAGGAGGAGGAGGAGACAACGGAGGAGAAUAUUAGCUUUGACAAGAAGCUAGAGAUAGCAACGAGUCAUCUGAACAGCUACUUGAAGGAGGAUGAGAGGGAAGCCUGUCAAUCAACCUACAAAGAUAUGUUCCAUUUAGUCCAGAGAAUCCACAAAUGUGGGUACCUUGAGAACAUCCCCACCCCUCCCGAAGACCCUGCCGCAGAGGAUCCAGCCCCUGCAGCCGUGGCUCCUGCAGCGGCCUACGAGGCUCCGGAGCAGGAGGAGGUGACGUACGAGCAGGAGACGCCGUACCAGGAGAACGAGCAAGAGUUUGUAGAGUCUUUGAACGAGGCUCCGUCAGAAAGCUUCUUCACCGGAGCUCCCUCAGAGCAGAUGCAGCAGGCUCCUGGCAUGCAGUCGGCACAGAAUGAAGCACCACAGAUGCAAAGCAUGUCAUCAGAAACCCAGCAGCACCAGCCCCAGGGCCAGCAGACGCAUGGUGAUAUGGCGCCCUCAUCGAGAGUACACGACCUCCCCCAUGCUCCGGAGCCCAUCGAGAUGCCCCCUCCCAAGCAGGCGCAUCAUGAUGUCAACGAGGUGCUCGCUCCCGUCUUAGGUAGCUUCAACUUUGUGCAGGACUCAAUGCUCGAUUACGAUUCACCUCACAUGGAUCCAGCCGUCGUGGCAGUGUCACAGCAACCGUUCAUCCCUUCAUCAACAUUCACAAAUAAUGUACAGUCCUCAACAGACAUGUCACAAACGGACCAGGGAUCACAGCCAGGCCACCAAACGUUAGCGGAUUCCCUCGCCGCCCAACAACAACAGAUCCCUACUGAACAGAGCUACCAGCAGCAAUCAAGAUACGACUGCUCACAGCAGACCUACGGUUCCCAGUCCUUAUCCGACCAAACACCCUACACCAGCCAGACGAUGGACGGUGGUAACGCAGGGUAUGCUGGACAGGCUGAUCUGUCGAGCGCGAGCAGUGCGCAGGUCGAUUAUGGGUCGUCGCAAACAUCGUCGACGAGUGGGAAGCUGAACGAGCUCCAGGAGUUCCCAAGUCCACCGGUCGAUUCGCAACAGGACCAGUCAGUGUUACAGACUACCAUGUUAAACCAACAGAAUCUCUCUCACUCAGCACAGUACAAUGAAAGCUACUCCCAGUCAUUAGGUUCGGGCCAGCUUGGUAACGAUGGCGUCACAUCUUCGUCCAGUCCUCUGACCAUCGAUCCCUCCCAGGCUUCUAUACCCCUCCCUGGAGAACAAACAACGUCUGAUGUACAGCAGGGAUCCAUUCCACCAAAGUCCACCAUGAACGCCAGCGCACCUCCCUUCCAGAUGACCAACUCCAUGCGAUCAUCCCCUCAGAUGCAGGCCAUGCAGUCCGCCCCCGCAGGCCAAGUGGGACAGCCCCAGGACAUGGGUGCUUACACAGGGAUGGACCAGAGCCAGGACUUCAACCAUUCUGCUGGGAGGGAUGUGGAUAGGACGCAUUCACCCUCACAGGAUAUGAAGAUGGAUCACCAGCAGCAAUCAGAAGGACCAGGUAACUCGUACGGAAACAGCUACCAACCGCAAUACUACAAGAACGGGCGUGGUGGCAAGCCUCGUGGUGGUGGUGGAAAUCCUAACUUCCGUGGUAGUAGGGGUAAUGCUCCUUUCAUUAGGGGUGGUACACGAUACACGGCACCUCAGCAACGAGGGGGAGGAGGAGGAGGAGGUCAAAUGAAUUUCAACACCUUUGGUGGUCAUCGCGAUGCCUUUGCACCUCGAGGCCCCGACAUGAGCUACAACCCUAACGCUCGCUACGGUGGAUUCAACCAAGUCCAGCAGCAGCAGGAUCAGAGCUACUACAACAGACGCGGCGGAGGAAUGCCCAGGGGUGGUGGAAACCGAGGAGGUGGUCGUGGAGCCCAGGGAGGACCUCGCAACCAGGCCCCUUACCGUGGGGGUCGGGGCAGCUUCGGAAAGCCCAGUCAGGUGACCGUCUAACCCUCGACAACGCAAGAGACGAGCGUGAAGAGGAGAAGGAGAGACGGAGAGAGUCGCUGAAGGAGAGGAGAAAUCAUGAUGAUUCUACUGUCUGCAGUGUAGCCAAAACAUUACAUCAAUUACAUCAACAGCAGAUUUAACAAUCUUUUGUUAUUGAUUUUUAUUUUCUUUCAAUUUUCCACCAAAUUAGAAAGUUGGGCAUCCUUAAUGGUACAUUUGAUGAAUCUGUAUAAUUUAUCUGACCCAGGUUUAUAGUUUAUAUUUAUUUUCUACUUUGCAUCAUAGUCUUUUUUUUUUGUACACGUUUUUCAAUCAUGAGAUUUAGGCUAUAGGAUUUGAUGUAGUGUUGGAUGGCGAAACUGCAGAGGAGUGUGAAAGAGAAGAAAAAAACGGUUAAAAAAAAAAUAGUAAAAGCUUGAAAAAAGUGUUGUUAUAAAAAAAGAGGUGUGGUUUGGAGUUGCCAAUUUGACGAAGCAAGGCAGCAAUGGAACCAUGCCAAUUGUGUACGAGUUUAAGGGUGAGGAGGUCUUAUUCUGUGGAUCAAUUAUUUUUUUUCAGUUAUUGUUUCUGUUAGGUAUUAUUAUAAGAUAAUAUAUAAUCAAAA
Messenger RNA from Strongylocentrotus purpuratus (purple sea urchin), 3145 nucleotides. It is a transcript of the gene caprin1, whose product is annotated as RNA granule protein invertebrate. Gene Ontology annotation, molecular function: RNA binding. NCBI's taxonomy places the organism in Eukaryota, Metazoa, Echinodermata, Echinoidea, Camarodonta, Strongylocentrotidae. The coding region runs from base 67 to 2541 and encodes 824 amino acids. The record is from RefSeq and is a predicted model, not a curated record. The transcript is spliced from 15 exons. Gene Ontology annotation, cellular component: cytoplasm.